UCCCGGGGGGCGCGGGGAGGGGCCCGGGCCGGGGGCAGCCCCGCCGUGACGGCGUUGCCCCCUCAGGAGAGGCGGGUGGGGCCUCGGCGGGCCCGCGCGGCGCCGCCAUGGCGGAGGAGCGGCCCGAGGUGCUGCAGGUGCUGGUGAAGACGCUGGACUCGCAGACCAGGAGCUUCGAGGUGGAGCCCGAGAUCUCGGUGCGCGAGUUCAAGCAGCGCAUCGCCGGCGCCGUCAGCAUCGCGGCCGAGAAGCAGCGCCUGAUCUACCAGGGCCGCGUGCUGCAGGACGAGAGACGGCUGCGGGACUACAGGGCUGGGGCAGGGCUGAUCUGCCAGGGCCGCGCGCUGCAGGACGAGAGACGGCUCCGGGACUACAGUGAG
Messenger RNA from Passer montanus (Eurasian tree sparrow), 380 nucleotides. RefSeq names its product large proline-rich protein BAG6-like. The record is from RefSeq and is a predicted model, not a curated record. NCBI's taxonomy places the organism in Eukaryota, Metazoa, Chordata, Aves, Passeriformes, Passeridae. The transcript has 3 exons. The annotation marks the transcript as partial. Gene Ontology annotation, cellular component: BAT3 complex. Gene Ontology annotation, molecular function: polyubiquitin modification-dependent protein binding; misfolded protein binding.